AUGGCUGCUUCUGUUGAACUUCUCUCUCUGCAAUCCUAUAAAUCCCUCAGCCAUCCAACCCACGAAAUUCAUCCAAAUCUGAAAAGCUCUUUCUCCCUCAACCCUGAAUUCGUCUUUGCCCAAUCUAGCGAUGGCCUCCAUAGCUCUUUCUUCCUCUGCCAAGCCGCUCACUUUCCAGGUCCUCGACCAAAUCCAAGGAAACAAGCUGAUCCAGCUUCUCAAUCAACCUCCAAAAUUCUAUUAGAAAUCCAAUUAUUAACCGUCAGACUUUGGAGACUCUCCAAAGGAUGUGGGAACUGUGUUAAUGUCUACGAUGACAUUGACCUAGGAGGUGUGGCUUCUGGAGUUUCUGGAGGGCUCCGUCACCCUUAUUCUCCAAAAGGCAUGGUGCUGAGUGUUGGAGAGAAUGAGAGAAUGUUUAGAGCUCUUACAUGUUGCCGAGACAUCAGUUUCUUCUUAGUUCUUCCAUUUAUACAUCUCCCCUGGAGAAGGAAAACUUUAUCGGAAAUUUUGAGACCAGCAACGAAUGCAAAGGCUUUGGGUUUAUUGAGUGACCUUCUAUUUUCCAGGAGCUAUGAAUGA
Messenger RNA from Microthlaspi erraticum, 582 nucleotides. Lineage: Eukaryota; Viridiplantae; Streptophyta; Magnoliopsida; Brassicales; Brassicaceae. The record is from the annotation of a GenBank genome assembly.